Molecule: messenger RNA, 568 nt
Organism: Paramecium octaurelia
Lineage: Eukaryota; Ciliophora; Oligohymenophorea; Peniculida; Parameciidae
Source: the annotation of a GenBank genome assembly
AUGUUGAUAUUGUUGGUUGGAAUGACAAUGGGGAUGGAUUUCAAGUGAAAGACAUCAAUAUAUUUCAGAAUUACAUAUUGCCUAAUUACUUUAAGCACUCAAAUUUCUCUUGUUUUGUUCGUCAGGUCGCUCAAUUAUAUAUAAGAACUUAAGUUGAAUGUGUAUGAUUUUGAUAAGACAGAAAAGUAUUCAUUUAAACACAAAUUAUUCCAAAAAAAUUAAAAGUAAAAAUAUAAAAGACAAGAAAGAGAAUUGCUUCCUUAAAUUAAAGAAAAGUUAAUGAUUAAAUUAUCGUAUUGCCAAGUAUAGAAUAAAUUAAUCAACAAUUAUCUAUGUUGACUUUGAGAAAUCAGGAGUUGGAGUCUUUGUUCAAAUAUCUCAUUCAGCAAAGCGAUAAAUUAUAAAAAGAAAUGCCUAUUAAAGAUAAGAAUUCUGUAAACUGAAUUUACAGAUUUUCUUAUCUAGAAUAAAAAACGAUCUGUUUGAUUUGCUCACUAACAACAUCACUGCAGACACUCUAUUCAGAAUUCUAGAAAACAGUAUUACAAAAAAAAUCUCAUUAAAUUGA